Molecule: messenger RNA, 468 nt
Organism: Verticillium nonalfalfae
Lineage: Eukaryota; Fungi; Ascomycota; Sordariomycetes; Glomerellales; Plectosphaerellaceae
Gene: VAS2
Product: AP-1 adaptor complex sigma subunit Aps1
Exons: 5
Coding region: 1-468 (155 amino acids)
Biological process (GO): vesicle-mediated transport; protein transport
Cellular component (GO): AP-1 adaptor complex; intracellular membrane-bounded organelle
Molecular function (GO): clathrin-cargo adaptor activity
Source: RefSeq, a predicted model, not a curated record
AUGGCGAUCCAAUACUUGAUCCUCCUGUCCAGACAGGGCAAAGUCCGUCUGGCCAAAUGGUUCACUACCCUCUCGCCCAAGGAGAAGGCCAAGAUCGUCAAAGAUGUCUCCCAGCUGGUCCUGGCGCGUCGCACUCGCAUGUGCAACUUUCUCGAGUACAAAGACUCCAAGAUCGUCUACCGCCGAUAUGCCUCUCUCUUCUUCAUCGCCGGCGCCGACUCGGACGACAACGAACUCAUCACGCUCGAGGUGAUCCACCGCUACGUUGAACAAAUGGACAAGUACUACGGCAACGUGUGCGAACUCGACAUCAUCUUUUCCUUCACCAAAGCCUAUUACAUCCUCGAUGAGCUGCUGCUGGCCGGCGAGCUGCAGGAGAGCAGCAAGAAGAACGUGCUGCGAUGUAUUUCGCAGCAGGAUGCACUCGAAGAUAUGGAGGUUGAGGACGAGGUUACCAAGAUCCUUUGA